Messenger RNA from Leptidea sinapis, 3034 nucleotides. Its product is annotated as zinc finger protein 471-like. The transcript is spliced from 17 exons. The record is from RefSeq and is a predicted model, not a curated record. Gene Ontology annotation, biological process: regulation of transcription by RNA polymerase II. Gene Ontology annotation, molecular function: DNA-binding transcription factor activity, RNA polymerase II-specific; RNA polymerase II transcription regulatory region sequence-specific DNA binding. The coding region runs from base 130 to 2427 and encodes 765 amino acids. Gene Ontology annotation, cellular component: nucleus. NCBI's taxonomy places the organism in Eukaryota, Metazoa, Arthropoda, Insecta, Lepidoptera, Pieridae.
UCAAUUAGGGAUUUUGUAUUGAGAUAUUAGAUACACAUGUCAACAAUAAAAACAUUGAAUGUUUACAAUGUGUAUUCCUCAAAUUAAUCUUCUAAGUCGGUUAAUGUAGAUAGAUUUUAAUAUUCGGAAAUGGAGGUACAAGGAUUUCCUUGUCCACUGUGCUGCGAUGAGACCUUUGAGUCUAAGCAAUCUUUAACAGAUCAUUUGCAUAGCAUUAAUUCAAAUAUUGUGUGCCCACUGUGUAAAGGAUGUGUAUUUUCUUUGGAAAAUUUGAUAGUACAUUUAAAUUCAAGCAACUGUUCAUCAGAUAAUGGAACAGGACGUGUUAUGUAUACUAAUUAUACAGAUGAAGGCAAGAAUAACAUAAUCGAGUACAUUAAUAAUACACAAUCAUUUAGUGAUGGAAACAGUUCUGACAACAACAGAAACAACACUGACUUACAUUCAAAUUCCCCAAGUAGUCUACCUGAAGAUACAGUUUAUUUGGAGUAUGUAGAUAAAGAAAUCAUUAAAACGGGGAUACAAACUCAAGGUCUUAGUAAGAAGAGUGAAGAAAAUUAUGUUAUAUUUUCUGAUAAUGAGUCUAUGCUAAAUGAGGGUACUUUUGUUACAAAGCAAAAUGAGGAUGGAACUGUAUCAUUUACUAUGCAAGAUACAAAACCACCCGAUGAUAAUGAACUACAUAAUAGUGGUAGCCCAAUAAUGGAUACAAAUGAAGUAAAGUUAGGAAAUGAAACACCAGCUAAUCUAGAAGAGCUUUAUACCUGUAAUGCUUGCGGGAUAUCAUUUACAUCAGUAUCUGAUCAUAUUGCUACUUACCAUAGUGGCCAAGAUGUAGUGGUUGAGGAGCUGCUAUUGGAGGGUCAAAACACUAUUGAUCAAACCCAGGACAUGAUAGACAAUGAGGCACAUACAGAAAAACAUGUUUCAAGGAGAAUGAUUACAGAGUCUGGGGAUAUAAUAGAGGAGACAGUUGAACAACAGCCAGAGAAGAAAAAUCCACGCGAAACCAAGAUGCAUGUAUAUUCCAAAAAAACAAAGAGUCCCAUUAAAGUGGAGGGAUCAAAUGCGACUGUCUCAGAUGUAGAUGUAUGUAAUGAAUUACCAAAGUUUCACAAAGUUGUGGUUUCACAGUUUCACAGUGUUAUGGCAACUUCUGAUAGCUCAAAGAUGCAAGUAUACUCCUGUGUCAAUUGCAAGACCAGGGUCACAGCAUUGGACGACUUCAAGACGCAACCAUGCAAGAAGCGCAUAUAUCAAUGCGCUCACUGUUCGACGCAAUAUGACAAUCCGAAAUCGAUGUGUGCACAUAUGAAAGUACACAAAGGGAAACCAGAAAAUUUAGAAGCUAAGGCCACGACGUACGAGUGUGAGCUGUGCAACACCACUUUUCAAACGUUGAAGUCAUUAAAACUACACAAACGGAUGCACGAUCCUCUCAAAUCGCGUCCGAUAGAACUGCCGGUGAAUGCAAUACAGUGCCUUAACAGCAAGGAUAGGACGUUCAUUUGUUCCGUGUGUGACAAAGAAAUACCAGUGGAGUAUAAAUUGGUGCACCUGAAAUCACACACAGAGAACAGUAAUAAGGUGACAUGCGAUAUAUGCAACAAGAUAUUCCCCUCCAAUGACUACUUGGAAAUGCACAUGAAUGUCCAUAAUACGGAAAAGGCACCAUUACGUAAGCAGGACGCGUCGCUACCAUACCAGUGUCUGUAUUGCAACAGGAAGUUCGCGAGGCCUCAUGAGAAAGUCAAACAUGAAAGGAUUCAUACGGGAGAGAAGCCGCACUCGUGUGAGAUCUGCGGGAAGUCAUUCCGUGUGGCGUAUUGUCUCACGCUACACAUGCGCACACAUACCGGCGCCCGACCCUACCACUGCCCGCAUUGCCCCAAGAAGUUCAAGGCGCACAGCGUGUUGAACCAUCAUUUGUUGACGCAUUCGGACGUUCGUGCGUACAAGUGUCCGUUCUGUCCCAAGUCGUUCAAGACAUCGGUACAGCUCGCCGGACACAAGAACUCUCACACCAAACCCUUCUCCUGUCAGACAUGCAACAGACCGUUCGCAUCGUUGUACGCGGUCCGCGUGCAUAUGGAGGUGCACACGCGGCAGAACAACCUCAAGUUUGCGUGUGGCCUGUGCGGUGCCAGCUAUGCGCGUGCCUUCGCGCUCAGCGACCAUCUGAAGCAGGCUCACGGGGACGCGCCGGGCGAUAAUGACAUAACAUCAAAAGAAAAAUGGAUAAUAAAAGACGAAGAAAUGAUCGAAGAGACUGAUCUCAGUAAUGAUUUAUCACAAGAUUCAAACAUCAAAGAAGAAUGGCAGCAACAGGACAGGGUCAGUGUGGAGGAAAUGGAUGUAUUAAGAGAUGAUUUGCAUCAGAACAUAAAUGAAAUAGAAAUCAAGCCACACGAACUUAUCAUAUCAUAGGUUAGGUAUCCCCGGAAGCAAAUUGUUCCGCUAGUUCCACCACUUUGAAGAUGUAUGUUUGGAGCGAACCCUCCUAUUACUAGGCUGUGCUGUGAUGAUAAACAUGUAUAGUGAUUACAUCGAUAUUAAUCUUACUUCUCUCCAUACAGUUCGUAAAUUAUUUAUAUGUAAGUUUAUCGAAUAAAAUGUAGUCAUAAUUAUAUUUCUUAGUUGUAUACAAUAAUAAUUUAAUAUCCAUGUAUAUGUAACCAUUAAUACUUAAGCAUAUUUGUUUUUUCAACUAAUAUUUACAUUGUGAAAAUUAUAGAAGCAUGUGGUAGAUACCUGUAGUUGUUUGUUACAUUAUGUAAAAUAUUUUCAAUUUUUAAUACAAAGGAAUGUUGGUAUUUGUAAAUAAAUAAAUAAAUAAAUCAUUCCACGGGAGAACCAACAGUUGCCAACAUACCCUGAGCAAAGCUGGAUUCUAGAUUAUAAAGUAAUAAUAGUGACCGAAAUUCUUAGUGCUUACGCUGUCAUACGAAUAAAAUUAUUGUAAUAUAUCCCGUGGUGAUUAGGUUGUUAAGGUUUGUAAUCGAAUAGUGUUUGAUAUUGUUCAUAGAUGUCGCCC